CGUGCCGGCCCCCCACGCCCGCGGCCCCGAGCGCCGCCUCCCCAGCCCGCGCCGCCGCGAUGGCGGAGGACAGCGAGUCUGCGGCCAGCCAGCAGAGCCUGGAGCUGGACGACCAGGACACGUGCGGGAUAGACGGGGACAAUGAGGAGGAGACGGAGCACGCCAAAGGAAGUCCCGGAGCAGACUUGGGUGCCAAAAAGAAAAAGAAGAAGCAGAAGCGAAAAAAGGAGAAACCAAAUUCCGGAGGCACCAAGUCAGACUCGGCAUCUGAUUCCCAGGAGAUUAAAAUCCAGCAGCCUUCAAAACACAACACCAUCUGGCAGCAGAUUUCAGCGGGAGCAGCCACGGAAUCCCACCAUUCCAAUGCAGAAGUUGCAGGAUAUCCAGAGAGCAAUGGAGCUGUUGUCCGCAUGCCAGGGCCCUGCCAGGAACAUUGAUGAGGCUGCCAAACACAGAUACCAGUUUUGGGACACCCAGCCGGUACCCAAAUUAAAUGAAGUGAUAACCUCGCACGGUGCCAUCGAAGCGGAUAAGGACAACGUGCGUCGGGAGCCGUAUUCCCUGCCGCAGGGUUUCAUGUGGGACACUUUAGAUCUGGGUAAUGCCGACGUGCUCAAGGAGUUGUACACGCUGUUAAAUGAGAAUUACGUGGAAGACGAGGAGAGCAUGUUCCGGUUCGACUACUCGCCCGAGUUCCUGCUCUGGGCUCUGCGUCCCCCAGGCUGGCUCCUUCAGUGGCACUGUGGGGUCAGAGUGUCUUCGAACAAAAAGCUAGUGGGGUUCAUCAGUGCCAUCCCGGCAAACAUUCGGAUUUAUGACAGUGUGAAGAAGAUGGUAGAAAUCAACUUUCUUUGUGUUCAUAAGAAAUUGAGAUCAAAGCGGGUAGCCCCAGUGUUAAUUCGAGAAAUAACCAGAAGAGUAAACCUGGAAGGUAUUUUUCAGGCCGUUUAUACCGCUGGAGUGGUUCUUCCCAAGCCAGUGGCCACAUGCAGAUACUGGCAUCGAUCGCUAAACCCCAGAAAACUGGUAGAAGUGAAAUUUUCUCACUUGAGUAGAAAUAUGACUUUACAGAGAACAAUGAAGCUCUACAGACUUCCGGAUGCCACCAAGACUUCAGGCUUGAGGCCAAUGGAACCGAGAGACAUCAAGGCGGUUCGCGACUUAACCAACACUUACCUGAAGCAGUUUCAUCUCGCCCCGGUGAUGGAUGAAGAGGACGUAGCUCACUGGUUCCUCCCCCAGGAGCACAUUAUCGACACGUUUGUAGUGGAGAACUCCAGUGGUAAACUAACUGACUUCCUGAGCUUCUACACACUCCCCUCCACAGUCAUGCACCACCCUGCUCACAAGAGCCUCAAAGCUGCCUACUCCUUCUACAACAUUCACACCGAGACGCCCCUGCUGGACCUCAUGAGUGACGCACUCAUUAUAGCCAAGCUGAAAGGAUUUGAUGUAUUCAAUGCACUAGAUUUGAUGGAAAAUAAGACCUUCUUGGAAAAACUCAAGUUUGGCAUAGGAGAUGGCAAUUUGCAGUAUUAUCUGUACAACUGGAGAUGUCCAGGAACAGAUUCUGAAAAGGUUGGACUAGUAUUACAAUAGAUGGAUAUUUCUAUUUCUAGAACUCUGGCAUCAUCAUUUGUUAAUAUUCUAUUUAAUGAUUCCUGGAACUGCCAUUCCAAAGAAGAAUAAAAUAAAAGCACAACUUCGGCAAAAUCGAUGUCGUCGGUAACAAUCAGAAAAGAUGAAAAAACACCCAUAUGUGACCAAUAGUACAUCUUUCUAGCUAGAAUGUUAACAUUCUUUUUUUCCACUGUUCACCUAUUUGUAGGAGGGAUGAAAGGGUACAAAGAGCACAUUCCUCGAAUUUUCAGACUUUUGGCUGUCUCCUGAUGAAGAGAAGGGAUUUUUCCUCUCUGUAGAAAAGGGACUGUUUUUCUAUGGACUGAACAGAAGUCACAGAAUUGUGUAAGCAAAUCUUGGCUGUUGUGUGGAGAUGAACUGAUGCAUUUCUUUGAUUAAGUGUUGGUCUGUUUGUCCAUGUAACAGAAUGAAGGACCCAUCUGGCAAAUCGGUACUUCCCCACCUCGCACAGUGUGAUUGAGAGCGUUUAUGGAACCGGGACGUGUGUAACUCAGUGAGGAGUGGCGGGUGUCUAAGUAUAUAGUGAGAUCACAAGGUACCAGGGACUAGUAAGUACAUUUAUUUCUCCAGGAGCAGAGUCGCCAAAUGAGUAAACACAUAGAUUUGUACUUUGAUCUUCAACAGGUCAGUGGGUUGGUUUCAGAAGCAAAGUUUUGUGCAAACACGGUCUCUGUGAGUCUACACCCAUGGCUGACUAGACCUUGCUGCUGCUGCACAUACUCGCUUCUUCUCGGCAGCAACAAGAGAUGUGAGGCAAAGAAAAUAAAAGCUCUAAAGCCAAAAGAAAUGCUCAGUGGAAUUUAUUAGUGCUAUCAGGACAUUGAUAGUUUGAAUGUUUUUAUUACUUAUGCAAAAUUGCACAUGUUCCUUUAGGCUGACUUUAAUUUAUCAUGAAAGCUGUCAUGCUAAUGGAAAAUGUUAUUUGUAAAUAAGUGUUCAUAAUUUUGUUACUGAUGGUGUUUUUAUCUAGAAUUUGAAAACCAGUUUUCUCAGUGUACAUAUCUACGUGCAUAUUAACUGCCAGUAGUCCAGGAGGGGGAAAACGUGAACGAGGCCACGUGGAAACUGGCUUUGGCUCAAAUACCACAAAGUAGAUAUACUUGUUCCUGCCUUUACUGUACCAGUGCCUAGGCUCUUCAGUCCAGAAAAAUUGAAUUUUCGACAAUAUGACAGUCUUCAUGUUGUAAGCGGUCAGAUGAAACUGGUCGUACCUUAUACCAGGCAGGACCUAGCAAACUAUGGCCCACGAGCCAAAUCCAGCCCAUCACCUCUUUUUGUACAGCCCGUGAGCUAAGAAUGGUUUUUACAUGUUUGAAUGGUUCCGGGGGUGGGGGUGGGGGUGGGGGUGAGGAUCAAAGAAAAAUAACAUCUUGUGAUGUGAAAAUUAUAGGAAAUGCAGAUUUCAGCAUCCAUAUAUAAAGUGUCAUUGGAACACAGCCACACUCACUUGCUUACACAUUUCCUGUGGCUGCUUCGCACUACAAAAGGCAGAGUUGUGUUACUCUGACAGCACUGUAUGGCCCAAAAGGCCUAGCGUAUUUACUACCUGGCCCUUUACAGAAAAAAAAAUUUUGUCAGCUCUGACUUACACUAAAGAGCUGAAAGCCACUUUCUGCACAAGAUUAAACCCACAGCCGUGGCAGCCCCGAGACCACCACUAGAGGGCGCCCGGGGGGCCACAGUAGUGCCUGAGGACGGGGAUGGUUUUUGAAGACCAAGGAUUCGGACCCAACUGCAUUACCCCAUUCUUCCUUAACAGGAGAGUGGCUUUGGAAGCAAAACUGAACUAAUUCAUUGAAACACCAAGAAUUAAGUAAGCGGGAUUUUUUUUUUAAUUAAAAAAAUUUUUUUUCUAAUGUUUAUUCUUGAGAGAGACAGAGACAGUAUGAACGGGGAAGGGGCAGGGAAAGGGAGACACAGUACCCAAAGCAGGCCCCAGGCGCUGAGCUGUCAGCACAGAGCCCCACGCGGGGCUCUAACUCACGAACCUCUCGAGAUCAUGACCUGAGCCCAAGUCAGGUGUUUAACCACCUAAGUCACCCAGGCGCCCCAAGUAAAUGGAAUUUUAAGUUAAUCUGGACUCAAGGCUCUAGCUGGGAAUUAGGGAUUUUAAUUUAAUCUGGCUUUAAGACUAUAGUUGGGAAUUAUAUUCCGCUCAUUUUUAUGGCACAGUCUUACAUGAAGCAGGUUUUCAAAUAAUUGCAGAAUUGCCAAAUUUUAUCACAAGCUCCCCUCGUGAUGAGACUAUGGCACUUUUCCUUUGUUUACAUAAUUCAGUUGUAGAAUUCAGUUUUCCUGUCGUUUUUAAAUGCACUAGUUAAUAAAUGUCACAUUUCCCUCUUUAUAAUUUAGGCAGAUUACCAGUAAAUAUUUCAAAAUUGAAAAUCAGUAAAAUCACUUGUGUUGAUAAAGUUAUUAGGACUAAAUUUUUUUUUUAAUGUUUCUUUUUGCGAGAAAGAGAAGGGAGGGGCAGGGAGGAAGGGGGACAGAGGAUCCCAAGAGGGCUCCACACUGACAGCAGAGAACCUGAUGCAGGGCUUGAACUCAUGAACCAUGAGAUCAUGACCUGAGCUGACUUUGGAUGCUUACCGACUGAGCCACCCAGGCGCCCCAUCAGUUUACUUUUUUUAAUUCCCUUCCUGACUUAUUUCACCUAAUUACCGGCCUACUUUGUACCCAUGUUAUAUUUCCAAGAAAGGAAGUUAACCACGUAAAGGGGUGAACUUCAGCCAUUCAAAAUACCGUGUCUGGCUUUUUUUUAUGAACAUUAAGCCUUUCUCCCAAGCUCAUGCAUUUGCCUACCUACAAAGUUAAGUCAACAGGAAGUUAAGAAAAAAAGAUUUUUUUGUGAUGUUUCUUUUUUUUUUAAUUUUUGUUUUAAUGUUUAUUUAUUAUUGAGAGACAAAGACAGAGCAUGAGCAUUGGCGAGGCAGAGAGAGGGGGAGACACAGAAUCAGAGGCAAGCUCCAGGCUCUGUGCAAGCUGUCAGCACAGAGCCCGGUGUGGGGCUCGAUGUGGGGCUCGAACCCGCAAACCACGAGAUCAUGACCUGAGCCGAAGUCGGUCGCUUAACGCACUGAGCCACCCAGGUGCCCCGUUUUUGUGAUGUUUCUAAAGACGAUGUAUUGUUUGGUGUUUCAUAGCUCUUUUAAAGCUGAUGAUGCAUCUGCAGUCUGCUCUCACCGGCAGCACUAACUAGAACCUGUUUACUGUGGCACACCUUCCAAGCCUGCCAGAAAGAUGUUAAGUGUCGUGGGAUGCAGAUUUUCUUGCUUACUAGCAUUGGUACCAGCCUCUUGGAAAGUGAAUUUAUACAAGCAUGGACAUUAGUCGCAAUAAACUUUUGUUACGAUAUUCGUACUUCUGGAUAUUUUCUGCACUUAGUGUUUUCAAGCGUCAGCCCAUCUGGCUAUACAAAGAGUCUUAUACGUAUGAAACGGAUGUUACCAAAAGUAUUCGAGAAUAUACGUAAAAAUAACAAAUUUUAUUAGUUCCAAGGCUUCUUCGUAAAGUGUCCUCUUACAACUGUGCGAAACGAUAAGUUGACCCAAGAUUACUUUGAGGUCGUUUUUUUACCUUUGGGUGGUUUCCUUAUCUUAUUGGGGUUUGGAAUCAGUUUCUUUAUUUUAAGGGGUUGUAACACCACAGCCUGCUGACUUCCAACAAGCUUUCUUUUCUGUUUAGAGAGGUCUUCAAAGGACGUGUCCAAAACCUCUCUGUCUCGGCUUUCUGAGGACGCAGUGUCUAAACUUGCCCCGGAGUCCUCGGGUCUGCCUUGAAGCCAGGGCACGUGUAAGCUGGGUACUCGGGGAAUUAUAGCUCUAACUUCAGCGUCAAAGGCUGUGGUGGUCUUUUUGAACCCCAAGGCCAGGACGCACUUCAGGCCGAUGACCGGUGCGAGCCUCUCGCUGAGCCGGGGAACCUGACAAGCGGGAACCGCCCGGCUCAGACUUAACUGAAUCAGGUGCGAGGUGAGGAUGGCGGGCUUGGCUGACCUGCACACCAGGACCAGCAGCAGCCCAUUCCUUUCCAGAGCGCGGGUGACUUCAUUGAUGCCAAUGGCGAGCUGCUUCCUGACGUCCACGGGGGUCCACCCUGACUCCUGCUCGCUACCUUCUGGCGGUUUCUCCUUCGGGCCCUCGCUCUUCUCAACCUCUGUGCCACACCUGUCUGGGCUUGGUUUUUUUAAAAACUGCUUUCUCCUUUUCUUCUUAUCCUCCAUCUUCCGAAGCCCAAGAGAUUUAAAUCUGUCUUCAAGCGUCUGCAGUAUGAAGUGCAUGUGUUCUCUCUCGAGCGUGCUCCAGCAGAUGGCGUAAGGGUUGUUCAGCGAGGUCUUUACGGUUAAGGGUCUCGUCUUCCGAACGGAGCCCCUCCCCGGUGCCUGAGGAGCCGCGGCCAUUCCGAAAAAUCUCUCGUGGAGAAGCAAACGACAAAGUAAAACUUGUGUUACUGGCAGUGCAUGUCAUAAGAGUAUCCUACCUGUACUUUGGUUCUCGAUGGGCCACAGCAAGCCUCAUUCCACAGAACUGAUUACGUGACCAUACACCAGACCUCUUUUAAGACUAAGGCAUUUAUUUUCCCCAUUUUUUCAUGACUUUGUCUUUAUUCGUACACAGGCAAUAUAUACAUGUUUUUGCAUUACUGCAGUCACCGUGACGUUCUAUUUAUUUAUUUCCUUUAUUAAAAAUGUUCCAUGUUUCUA
This is a messenger RNA of Acinonyx jubatus (cheetah), 6343 nucleotides long. It is a transcript of the gene NMT2, whose product is annotated as N-myristoyltransferase 2. Lineage: Eukaryota; Metazoa; Chordata; Mammalia; Carnivora; Felidae. The transcript has 13 exons. Gene Ontology annotation, molecular function: glycylpeptide N-tetradecanoyltransferase activity. Gene Ontology annotation, biological process: N-terminal peptidyl-glycine N-myristoylation. The record is from RefSeq and is a predicted model, not a curated record. Bases 142 to 1599 code for a protein of 485 amino acids. Gene Ontology annotation, cellular component: cytoplasm.